UCACUCGUGAAAUGAACUCUCCACAGUUGAACAGUUCACGGCGUCUGUUCGCUGUCCAGUGUCCACUGUCCAGUGUCGGCGACCGGCGUCACUCGUCGGAGCCCGGAGGUUGGAACUUGGAAGUCCGGUAGUUCGGUAAUCGGUACGCAGCUGGUGUGGGCGUGGUAUAAAGUAUUACCGUACGACAUCUAGCGGUUAGUGAGCGUUGUUAGGUUUUAGUUUUGGUGUCGAAGACCCUUAACCGUGGUUGAUGUCAUAACAUGCUAUAUAGUAAUGUACGUAUAUUGUUAUUGCAUUGUCCAACAGAUUUCAAUUUUCAACUGUUGUCUGUUAAAAAUCGUUGCCCGUUGGCCUGUGCAAAUAAAAACAUUAAGAACCUUUAUCGAUGAUUCAGAUACGAAUCAUGGUUAAUGUCUACUCCGUAAUCGACGUUCGGUGACACGUUUACUACGUUUUUUAUUGCGGAUGCAAAUAUUAGUAAAAUUGCCUCGGUUUAGUGUUUUAAAAUAUACAUAAUAACCCUUAUUGAAAAUUCUUAGUUAAAUUUAAAUUUGUGCAAUAAUAAUGUUUGAAAUACAAGUUUUAUGAUGACAAAUACAAUAAUGGAAGCAGUAGACGAAGAUGCUUUAUUCUCGGACGAAGAAUUGUUUGCAAACGAUGCAAAUGAUUGUGUUGUAACAUUAACUAGUUCAGUCAGUUAUGAAGACGAGUAUCAAUCUUUAUUAUUUCAAAACAGAGAUCGUAUAAUAUCAAAAUUAAAAAAUGAUUUAUCCAAUGUUUUACCUCCUCCACCAACAGUUACUACUUGUCGAUUGAGUGUCAAUGAUAUACUAGAUAGAUGGUAUCAAUACGAAAAAUCUAAUUCUCCAACAAACAAACCUGAAACAAAAGAGUUGAAAAAUAUUGACCGCGCAAUUAAUUGGUCAUGGCCAGAAGUAUCUAAUGUCCAAUGUUUUGAUGUUUAUUAUAACAUUGAUAAUAAAUCAGCAGAAAUGGCAUUAUUGGAAACAAAGUACCAACAGAGGUAUGUUUCUAAUGAGACUAAAUCUCUUAUGAACACAGGACUUACGCCACAACCUAAAAAAGAAAGAGGAUUAGUUAUUCAACAUGUUAAACCUAUUGAACAAAAUACACGAUUAAUACGAAGAAAACCAGUUUCAAAACCUCAAAUACUAGCAGAAACUAAAGCAAAAUUAGCUCUUAUUGAAAACAAACGUCGAAUUUUAGUGCCAGGAAAAUUGAAAAGGGAAAAUAUAAGACCACUAGAGAAAAGUUAUCUUGAAAAUCGAAAUGGCAGUGACAGAAGAUCAAUUAGUCAUAAAAGAGCACUAUUUCAAAGUCCUGAAAUUAAUCAGUCUAGAAAACGUAUGUGUUAUAGUCAUAAUCCAAAAUCUGUAGAGACAUCUCCUCUUAGUGCACUUUCAAUUUGUAGUGAUACGUCAAAUACUACACCAGUUAAAAGAUGGAGUACUGUUUCUGCGGAUGCACAAUUAUUUGGUGAUGAUCAAGAAGAUAAACAGAAAUCAAUUAUUACUAGAACAGAACCAGUCAAAAAAUGCCAAAGAGUAUUGAAAUUUUUUAAUAAUUCAGAAUCAGCUACUCCUAAAAAUUUGUUUAAUACAAAACCAAAUCAAAAAGAACUCAGUAAACUUCAUAAACAGAAAUUAUUAUGGGCUGUUUCGGAAGUGUUAAAAGAAUGUGGUGUUGAUAGUCAUCACAAGCAAUUUCGACCAUUUCUUCAACAAUUAUUCAAAGUAUGUUCUAAACAAUGGUUGCAGAAAACAGGUUCUGAAAUAAAAACUAGUACAAGUGAAGCGAUGCGUGCUCUAGUGAUGAAACACAAGAGUACUGUAUUAAAAUUGAAAUCAAAAUCUCCAAAGCCUAAAGAUAAUGUUGUUACAUCUAAACGAAAAUCUGUGGCAGAUGUAAAAAAAGUAUUAUUUACAGAUACAACACCAAAAACCGAUUUCAAGUUUGAAAAAUUUGGUUCAGACUUAAAAACAAAAAGUUCAACUAAUAAAAAUAAAGUUAUUAGUGAAGGGAUUGAUGAUUUUGCAUUAUAUUUAGAUAUAAAAAAAUUACCUUGUAACAAAAAUACUGAAGACCUACCGGGUAGGUCAGUUUCUUCUACUUCUGACUAUUGUUCUAAUUUGGAUAUUGAUUCCAAAGAUUCAGAAGGGAUCUUUGCUAGUUAAUGUUUAUAUUCAAUAAUUAGGUACAUUUUUUUCUUUUUUGACUUACUGAAACAAAAUUGUUAUUUUUCAGACAGCAAAAUGUAUAAUAUGUUAUUAGUUUAUUACCAAUUUUCUUUUCUUAUGUGUUAUUUUCAUUAAUUUAUGGUUAAGUAAAUUCCUUCGAUUUAGAUUUAGUCAUAAAUUAACUAUGUUUAAUUUUAAUUUUUUUUCUCCUAGUAUUAAGAAGUUCUAUUCAAUUUAAUGAUAAGUCUUUAUUUUUUUUUGUUUCUAAAAUUAAUGUGUGUAUCCAAUCUUUUAUUCUAAUGUUUCAUGUAAGUAUA
Aphis gossypii (cotton aphid) is the source of this 2515-nucleotide messenger RNA. RefSeq lists its product as uncharacterized. The transcript has 6 exons. Lineage: Eukaryota; Metazoa; Arthropoda; Insecta; Hemiptera; Aphididae. The coding region runs from base 585 to 2195 and encodes 536 amino acids. The record is from RefSeq and is a predicted model, not a curated record.